GUUGCAUUCGCUGGCCACCUUCAUAUUUGAAGAAAGGGAAAAGCGGAAGUGGAAGGAAGGUAUCAAAAGCAUUGUGCUUCAAAUUCCAAUUUCACCGUUGCUACUCAAGUCAAGAGCUUCGAUGAAAAUGGCUCAGUUUGAUGAUCUAUCAGACGCUUAAAGGCGAGAAGAAGCAGACAAGUCGCGGCUAUGUCCGAUGAUAAAGCUCCGGUUGUUAUGAUCGACCAUUGGCGGAGGACAUACAACUAACAAUUGGUCAUAAGUGUCGAAGGAGAAGACAGUGCCUGCGUCGAGGUAGUUAGUUAUGGAUGAUAGGCAGAAGUUUGAGAAGAAGAUAAGAGGCUUUAUUGAUCAAGUUCGCUUGUAUGAAGAUCCAAAAAGCCAAGAGUCUGCAAGGAAAACUGUUCCUGUGGAAGAGCUUCAGGAGAAAGCGCUAGUAUCUCUGGCCAAGGAGGGAAAGUACGAACCAUCCAAAUGGGAACAAGAUCAUGCUUUCUUGUUGCAGCUUCUUUUCUGGUUCAAGCAAUCAUUCAGGUGGGUUAAUGCACCUUCUUGUGAACAUUGUGGAGAUACGACAACAUUUCAAGAUAUGGGCAAUCCACUUCCUUCAGAACUUCAGUUUGGUGGUUAUCGAGUUGAACUAUAUUGCUGUAAUUCAUGCCAAAAGGUUACUCGUUUCCCACGUUUCAAUGAUCCAAUAAAGCUUUCUGAAACAAGGAGGGGACGCUGUGGAGAAUGGGCCAAUUGCUUUACAUUCUACUGUCGUGUUUUUGGCUAUGAAUCUCGAUUGAUUCUUGAUCUUACUGAUCAUGUUUGGACCGAGUGCUUCUCUCUUCUUUUAGGGAGAUGGAUGCACCUAGAUCCCUGUGAAGCAGUAUAUGACCAACCAUUGUUGUAUGAAAAGGGGUGGAAUAAGAAAUUAAAUUAUGUCAUUGCAAUUUCUAUAGAUGGAGUUCGUGAUGUCACUAAGCACUACACGAGGAAAUGGAAUGAGGUUUUAUCUCGAAGAAAUAUCGUUACAGAGGAGAUCUUAUCAAAUAUGCUUGCAGAAAUAACAAGACAAUGUCGGUCAACCUUUACAUCUCAAUUACUGUCUGAACUUGAAGAUCGUGAUGAAAAGGAAAAUCAAGCACGGGAGAUAGACACCCACUCUAUGGAUGAUUCUUCGGUUUCAUUACCUGGAAGACAAAGUGGAGACAAGGAGUGGCGCAAAUCAAGAUUGGAGAUUGGCUCUGAUGAGGAAGGCUCUUUGAGUUCUUCUGCAUGUCCUGUUCGUAAAUGUGUGGAUGAGCAUGUGACAAGGAUUUAUAGUGCAUUUCAUUCUAUUCUAUCUCAACUUCCUGAUGAAUUUUCCAAGUCUGCAGCAAUUGAAGUACUUGUACUUAUUCAAGGGAUUGUAACAAAUCUCAAGAAAUCUGCCUUUAGGACAAGAAGGGUUUUGGUAGAUUCAGACUCAGAUGAGAUGAAACCCUUUUUGCAUCGGUUGUUUCCUUCCUUGAAGGGUUUUCUUGGUGCUUUGUCAUUAGAUAGCAAUCUGGACACUGAUGGGAGGGUUGAAAUUUGGUUGGCCAAUGAGCCUGUUUAUACCUCUUUAGCAUUGCCUGUUGUGUUAGAUGCUUUUGAAGAAGUAAUACAAGAUAUCAACAAAUGUGAUAACUUUGGUAGAGGCUUUUUAUGUCUUCCUCGUCUGAAGUUAAAAAGAAUGCAUUCUGGCUUGGUCCUUGCAAGUGGCGAGGAACUUCCUUUUGGAAUAGCUACAUCAGCAUUUGAUGGGAUUCGUUCAUCCAAAUGGGAAGAGCCAAAUGGCGCGAAAGGUUGUUGGAUCAUGUACAAGGUAUUAGACAACAAGAUGGAAGAAUUGGUUGCCUAUGAGUUGAUGUCAGCUAAUGAUGCACCUGAAAGGGAUCCAAUGGAUUGGGUUGUUGAGGGGAGUGAAGAUGGGGGAAGCAGUUGGCAUCUUCUUGAUGAACAAACAAAUCAAAUGUUUGACAACCGUUUUCAACGUAGAAGUUUCUUUGUUGUCAAAACUGGUCACUUAUCAAAUGCUUUCAGGUUUAGAUUCUUGGCAGUUCGUGAUGUCGAGUCGACGUCAAGGUUACAAAUUGGUAGCAUUGAUUUGUAUGCUCCAAGUUUUAGCUCAAUAAGCUGAACUUGAGAAUUCCUCAACAUAGAUAAAUAAAUAAAUAAACUGAACUUGGGAUCAA
This is a messenger RNA of Benincasa hispida (wax gourd), 2204 nucleotides long. It is a transcript of the gene PNG1, whose product is annotated as peptide-N-glycanase 1. Lineage: Eukaryota; Viridiplantae; Streptophyta; Magnoliopsida; Cucurbitales; Cucurbitaceae. The record is from RefSeq and is a predicted model, not a curated record.